This is a messenger RNA of Verticillium nonalfalfae, 1119 nucleotides long. RefSeq names its product transcription termination factor, RNA polymerase II. The record is from RefSeq and is a predicted model, not a curated record. The coding region runs from base 1 to 1119 and encodes 372 amino acids. The transcript has 2 exons. Lineage: Eukaryota; Fungi; Ascomycota; Sordariomycetes; Glomerellales; Plectosphaerellaceae.
AUGUUGAGUGUCUCGCCCAUGGGCGAUUGCAAUUUUUUAAUUCUUAUUUCUAUUUCAGCUCGUCGCCGAAAUGCGCCCCUCGCACCAACGCACCUGACAAAGAAGAAACACCACCCUGGACCGCCGGUAUCGAAGAAAAGCUCCAUCGGCGCGCACGACCAAGACAUGGACACGAUCCUCCCACUGCUCAAGACGAUAGCCCGCAGCCGCCCAAAGUCGACCAAGACGCCCGAGCGGCGUCCGUCCCGCGACAAGUCUCACGGUGACAAGCAGCAGCAGCAGCAGCAGCAGCGGCAGCACAACGGCGAGCUCGAGGUCCUCCUCUUCCUGCUCGCGCACAAGGGCAUGGAGUACGCGGCCAAGCGGUACCUGGCGUCGGAGCACGGGACCAAGAGGCGCGAGGAGGGCCAGCCGGCUGUUGACGGCGACGCGCUCGAACGGCUGGGGCGGGUCGUCCUGGCCAAGAUCAUGGGCGCGAAGGACGAGGGGCGGACGGCGGGAGGGGGGGUGCGGCGUAGACAUCGCGAUGAUGGGAACGACAGGGACGGGAACGGCAAGGAAAGGAACCACAAGGACGGGAACGACAAGCAUAGGAACGGCAUGAACGGGAACGACAAGCACAGACACGACAAGCACAGACACGACACGGGGCAGCGACGGCACCGGGAUGCGUCGUCCGAGUCGCGGUCUCGUCACCGACGGCAGUACGGCGGACACCGGGGCCGAGACGACGACGGUGGCAAGCACGAGAGGCAUCGGCGGGGGCAGCACGAGGGCGACGCGCAUCGACGGCAGAGGCGGCGCGGGCCGGCGCUUGAGAUGGAGGAGCUCCGCGUCAGGCUGGAGGACAUGUCGGAGGCGCUCAUCGGGAUGAAUGAGAGGCCUGCUGGGCGGCCGGGGCAUGAGGAGUGCGCGUACUACGACCUCUUCGUCGCGGCGUCGACGCCGCUGCAGGAUGCUAUUGGGGGUGUUCUGGGGCAGAUGAGGGAGGUCGAGGGGAGGAAGGGCCGCGGCCGGCGGAGGCACGGCGGCGAGCACAAGGAGAGGCGGAAGAAGGAGGUGCCGGAGCCUGAGGUCAGUCGGGGGCGGACGAGGAGGAGACAGGAGCAUGGGCGAUAA